CUAACUCUUUAGUGAAUGAAGUUAAUAAAUACUACAUGCCUACUUUCAUUUUACCUCGUGAACGGUGAAAAACAAAACAAAACAAAAAAACAGUGAAAACAUAAUGGACAGUGAUUGCUAUAGUUUGUGUGAGAAACUAGUACCUAAAAGUUACAUUCAGCAAGGACGAAAUGCAAGAACAGUUCAUCAAAGCAAAAUCAGGCAUCUUUUGGAACAGAGGAGAAUUCCAGAUGAGGGCUGGUGUGAUCAGACUAUCGAGUUGUUUCUGAAUGAACUUGCGAUUAUGGACAGUAACAACUUCCCUGACAACUGUGGGGUGGGUGAGAGAGAAGCCCGGAUUUUCUCCUCUUUGGUCAGCAGACGUCAUUUUAGGCUUGGCCACGGAAUAGGCAGAUCAGGGGAGAUAACUGCUGUUCAACCUAAAGCUGCUGGCUCCAGUCUGUUGAUGACACUGACAAACAGCUUGGCCCUUCAUGCCUUAAAACUGUCUGGUAUUCAAGCUAGCAGCUGUUUUGUUGUUCCCAUGGCGACAGGAAUGAGUAUAGCAUUAUGUCUUCUUUCACUAAAACAAAAGAGACCAAAAGCCAAAUAUGUCCUGUGGCCUCGAAUUGAUCAAAAAUCCUGCAUCAAGUCCAUUGUAACUUCAGGUUUUGAGCUGGUGAUAAUUGAGAAUGUGAAAGAGGGGCAUGAACUGAGUACAAACUUAGAGGAAAUCCGAACUAAAAUCCAGGAUCUUGGGGCAAGCAACAUCCUGUGUGUCCUGACUACCACCAGUUGUUUCGCACCCCGAGUUCCAGACAAGUUAGAGGAAGUAGGAGAGAUUUGUAAAUCACAAGACAUUCCCCACGUAAUAAACAAUGCAUACGGUGUGCAGUGUUCCAAAUGUACCCAUCUAAUACAACAGGCAUCCAGAUCUAGAGUAGAUGUUUUCAUUCAGAGCACAGACAAAAAUUUUAUGGUCCCUGUAGGAGGGUCCAUCAUUGCAGGAUUUGAUGAUCAACUCAUUCAGCACAUCAGCAAAUGUUACCCAGGUCGGGCCUCAUCCUCUCCCUCCACAGACCUACUGAUUACCCUCCUUAGUAUGGGGGCCCAAGGAUACAAGGACCUCCUGAAAGAGAGGAAAUCAAACUACAAGACCUUACAAACUAGACUGAGUGAGUGUGCUCAAAAACAUGGGGAACAAUUACUGGCAACACCUCACAAUGGCAUUUCAAUGGCCAUGAGUUUAUCAACAUUCCAGUGCAAUGAGGAGAGUGUCACAGACUUAGGCUCCAAACUGUUUACUAGACUUGUGUCUGGAACAAGAGUGAUUCCCUCUGAUGGAAAGAAGAGUGACAUUUGUGGUCAAACCUUCACAAGUUUUGGUGCACACUGUGAUGCCUACGGAAGCCCGUACCUCACAGCAGCGGCAGCCAUUGGGAUGACAUCACGUGAUAUAGACUUGUUUAUAACUCGGCUAGAUAAAGUACUUACCAAGUGUGUCAAAUCGAAAGAGGCUAGUCAAGUGAAAUCAUGACCUCUGCAGAUUUGAGAUAUUUAAACUAAAGACAUCUUUUAACGAAUUAGGUGCAUGUCAGAAUAGAAAUAAUUCGUUUUGUUGUGUCAAAGGGAAAAUAAAUAUUGUAGAAAUUAAA
Messenger RNA from Ostrea edulis (European flat oyster), 1634 nucleotides. Its product is annotated as O-phosphoseryl-tRNA(Sec) selenium transferase-like. NCBI's taxonomy places the organism in Eukaryota, Metazoa, Mollusca, Bivalvia, Ostreida, Ostreidae. The transcript has 11 exons. Gene Ontology annotation, molecular function: O-phosphoseryl-tRNA(Sec) selenium transferase activity; tRNA binding. The record is from RefSeq and is a predicted model, not a curated record. Gene Ontology annotation, biological process: conversion of seryl-tRNAsec to selenocys-tRNAsec; selenocysteine incorporation. Bases 104 to 1516 code for a protein of 470 amino acids.